Molecule: messenger RNA, 1632 nt
Organism: Cryptomeria japonica (Japanese cedar)
Lineage: Eukaryota; Viridiplantae; Streptophyta; Pinopsida; Cupressales; Cupressaceae
Product: disease resistance protein RPV1-like
Exons: 6
Coding region: 1-1632 (543 amino acids)
Biological process (GO): defense response
Molecular function (GO): ADP binding
Source: RefSeq, a predicted model, not a curated record
AUGUACAAACUAAAAAUCUACAUGAAACACAAAAAAAUGUUCCAAGACAUUUCUGGAUCAAAUGAUAUACCAUUUAAUAAUGUAGAAGAAGGGAAAGCAAUCCUAGCAGAGCAGUUGAGAUCUGUCAAGGUAUUUAUUGUCUUGGAUGAUGUACAUCAUCUAAAUCAGUUGGAGUCUCUCUUGCCAGUAAAAGACAAUCUAAGACAUGAUAGUUUGAUUGUGAUUACAAGUCGAGAUUUUGGUCUUCUUACAUCAUGGGGAAUCCCAUAUAAUUCCAUUUAUAAGGUGAAAGAGUUAAAUUUUCUACAUGCCAUGGAACUAUUUUGCUGGCAUGCUUUUCCACAACCCUUUGAAAUAAAUGAAUUUGAAUAUCUCAUUAAGAGGUUUUUAGAAGUCUGCAGGGGAUUGCCAUUAUCCCUUAAGGUAUUAGGGGGGCUUGUGUGUGGAAAGUCGAAGGAAUAUUGGGAUGCUCAACUGAAGGAGGUCUCUGGAUUAUUGCCCGAAGACAUUAGAAGCAUACUAAAAGUGAGCUUUGAUUUACUAUGUGAGAGAGACAGGGAGGUAUUUUUAGAUAUAUCUUGUUUCUUUAUAGGAACAGAGACAGAUUCAACCAUCACAGUGUGGGAUGGGUGCGGAUGGAGUGGUGUGUGUAGUUUGAAAAGACUUGUGGAAAAGUGUUUGGUUGAGGUAGAUCGGAGGAACUACAUCAUAAUGUAUGAUCAGCUGAGAGAUUUGGCUAGACAAAUUGCAGAGACCAGGGCCCUGCACCGCCUUUGGUCACCGCAGCAAAUUACCCACAUUAUUGAGAAACAGGGGGAGGAAAGCGUGUCGAUUCGGGGGAUUAAAGCCCAAUCAGAUGAGUUCUAUGAAGAGUUUGUGGAGCUUGUCAGAGAAUCUGUUCUUCCACCAUGGAUUUCGUUGAAGAAGUUGAGAGCUUUAGAGUUUCGAGAGGCUUCUAAAUUAGAAGAACCGUGGAGUGAGACUGGCGAUAUAUCCUUUUACGGAAAAGGAGCUCCUAUCGAGGGUCUACCAGAACAGUUUUGCCAUCUCCGAUCCCUGGAGGACCUCGAGUUAGUUGGAUGUGAUAAGCUCAAAUCACUGCCUAGCAAGUUUGGCGAUAUGAUAAAUCUGCGGUGUCUAGAGUUGACAAAAUGCAGUGGUAUAGAAGGUCUACCAGAAGAGUUUUUCCGCCUCCAAUUGUUGAAGUCCCUCAAGUUAGAGCGAUGUUAUAAGCUAAAAUCGCUACCUAGCAAGUUCGGCGAUUUGACAAAUCUGCGGAAUCUAAGGAUAGAGAAAUGCUAUGGGUUGACGAUCGCGUACUGGGGAACACUUGUGCAGCUUACUAAGAUUAGUUUAGAGGGAAUUGAUGAUUGCCCCGGGCUCACAGAACUGUUAGGGGUACUGAAAAUAGAGCUGUGCGGGGAGCUUAGGAGAAUAGAAGGUUUAGAAAAUUGCAGGUCGUUGGAGGUAUUGCAGGCACAAAAUCGGAGAAAGGAAGUCAUACAAAGCCUGAAGAUUAUCGAAAGUUUGAGCUGGAAAUGGCCAGAGAGAUGCAUGAUAUGUUGUAGUGCAGCGCCUGGCGUGGAGGCGAAGUUGGAGUCUUUUACAUUUCCUGGUCUCACUUUGGCCUGA